Molecule: messenger RNA, 1450 nt
Organism: Daucus carota subsp. sativus
Lineage: Eukaryota; Viridiplantae; Streptophyta; Magnoliopsida; Apiales; Apiaceae
Exons: 9
Coding region: 258-815 (185 amino acids)
Source: RefSeq, a predicted model, not a curated record
GUAACUUGUAAGCGUAAUUGUUUGUUCAUAAAAAUAAUUCACCUGUGCAAAUUUAUCAUCUGCGAUACCUACGCGACUAUACGAGGGCAGCGCUUCCCACCUGGCCACCAGUGUCCACUAGCGGUGCCGCUUAAUACCCAGGUGGGUGUAGCAACAAAACCUUUACGCGUGUACUGGGAGUUUGCUUCUGAAUUUUCUUCCAUUUUAUCCUGUUUCCAAACAAAAAGGGUAUUGGUGAACACGUACUUACAACUCAAAUGACGGAACCAUCAAUUUUCGAUAAACUGAUGAUUGAUUUGCGUUCAACCUGCAAGUACUAUACUGGUUAUCCAAAGGAUCUUGGACCCUCACGGGUUGUUCAUUUUACCUCUGAACGGGCGCUUAUGCAGCUUUUGGAUCAAGGUCACCCUGUAGUUGUGGCGUUUACCAUUAAGGGUAAUUACACUAAGCAUCUAGAUAGGGUACUGGAGGAAGCUGCGGCUGAAUUUCAUCCUAAUAUAAAAUUCAUGCGUGUUGAGUGUCCAAAAUAUCCUGGAUUCUGUCUAGCACAGCAGCAAAGGAAAAGGGAAAGAGAGUUGCAAAUGGAAAAGGGAAGAGAUAUGGAGAAGGGAGCAGAAAGGAAGCUAUUUGAGUAUCCCUUUAUUGAGAUAUAUUACAGCCCUCAUAAAGCAGCAAGUCAAGGAAAGGUUGGUAGUCCAAAUAUCACAAAGUAUGAAACCAAACUUUUACCUUUUAACUAUGAUGUCAGUGCCUAUGGCUUUAGAGAAUUUUUCAAACGCUAUAAAGCACAGAUAUCAUCUGAUCAGGCACAAUAAACAAUUUGUGAAUUACUGGCAUGGGUAGGUUGUAAGAAUCUCUUAGUUGCUGAAAAGGUUUAUGUUUGGUUCCCACAUUUCAUUCCCAUCAACAAGACCAUCUCCAUCUGUAAUAGUCAUCCUCAAAAGCAGACUAAUAGGCAUGUAAAGAGAGCCGAUGCUCUAGAAAAGCUUCAAGGGAAAAGAUGUGAUGAAGAGAAGUUUGGAAUAUAUGGUGGUGAUAUUUUGUGGCAUGGACAAUGUGUAUCGAAAAAGAAAAACAACUGCUUCUUCAUAUUGUGUGUGUUUAUGCGACUUGGCCUUUUGUCAUCACCGGCUACCUUUUUCUUCUGUUCUCCAACUCUUAUUGUACUACCAAAGCUUUUAGGUUGUGGCAGCUGUGUGCCUGUGUCAUUGUUACUUUAAUCUAUUUUCAUUAACCUUUUAGUUUCCGGGUGUGCAGCAGCAUAGUGUUAAGUUUAUUUGAAUAAGUUUCACUGUAUCAGUUGUUAAUAAGAUACAGGAUUGUUUGGAGGAUAGUAUCAGCUGGUAAGAUUUGAAAUUGAUGACUGAAGACACAGGGUUUGUCAUGUCAAUUUAUAAUUCUGUCCAAUUUUUACGGUUUGAUCAUUGAUGGGCGGCAAUUUUGUUGGUAA